Sodiomyces alkalinus F11 is the source of this 704-nucleotide messenger RNA. RefSeq lists its product as hypothetical. Bases 120 to 587 code for a protein of 155 amino acids. Lineage: Eukaryota; Fungi; Ascomycota; Sordariomycetes; Glomerellales; Plectosphaerellaceae. The transcript has a single exon. The record is from RefSeq and is a predicted model, not a curated record.
CCUCACGAAGAUCGCCCGCAAAUUACGGAUGCCACUUCUAUGGAAACGAGCCCUAGGAUGUCACCACUCCCCGCACCGGCUUGCUACCAUCGUGCUCUUCCGGCCCGGGGAGUCGGAACAUGUCUCUUCGCUACAGGGGCGUGCCCCCUCAAGAUAAUCAAGACCUUGUUUCUGAGGGGUUUUGCCGUAUCCGUUUUCCAAAAGAACUUGAACCACCCAACAAUGGCGAGAAUCGCGCCAAUGCCUCCUAUACUGAGAUAUACAGCCCUAAAUGGUGGGUGCCGUGGCAGAAAAGAAAAUGCGCCGAAGGAGAGAGCGCGUCAAGGCCGAUGCCUCCAACGCGAAAAACGAAGCCCACGCCAAUGCCGACGACCACGACGACGCCGUGCGGGAACGCAAGAAUCGGCAGACCCAUGAGGGAAUACCCUACGAUAGCGCUAAUCCACAUCCGAUUCUGUUGUCCAGCAGGUGACAGGACUGCGACUGGCGCGAUGAUGGCUGCGCCGACUCCGACGACGAGAAGCAUCCUAAGCAAAAACGUCCAACUUCGGCUCCGACGUAGUCAAGUGCCGCAGAGAAGCAGCUAGAGUCCCAACAACGCGACGGGAAGGGUUGGAUAUGCCCAGGUCAACUAGUUGACACCCGAAACCGAGGUGCCUACGGGCGCGUUGACGGCGGUGUUGACGAUCAGGGCGGUUGCUAAG